UUAAUAUAUACAAAAAAUAUAUAUUUUAAAUAAUAAAUUAACUAUUAAAAAAUAUGUUUAAUGCCGGAAAACCUUUACCAAAAGAUCAUGCUGAAGUGGCUAAACGAGUAAAAGCAAGCCUUUUUCAUGAAGAACGAAAAAAACGAAUUUUUAAUCCAGCUACAAGGACUAUUGGAAUUGACAAAGAUGCUCUUGAUAAACAAGUCAAAGAAAAGAAGAUGUUACAAGACCAAGAGAAAACCAAAAACCAAGCUUAUUAUAAUAAAUUAUUACAAGAUUGUGAAGCCUCAUUAAGAUUAGAUGAACAAAAGAGAAAAAAUCAAAAACAAUUAGAUUUAGAGAUUUUGGAGUUCAGAAAAAAAUACCAAGCACCUGAAAUGCGAAGGGAAUUUGAUAUAAAUGAUCCUUUAAAAUGCAAAAACAUCAAACCAAAUUAUGAUAAUGACCAAAGUAAUACAGUAACUUUUUUUGAGGGCGGAGAAGAUUCAACGAAAGAAGAGAGAGCAGAACAAAUAUUACAACAGCGGGUAUGGUUAGAAAUGCAAAUACGUGACAAGAAAAUGGCCCAGGAAGAGGAUAAAAACUUAGAACGAAUUUGGCAAGAAAUUCAGUAUACUACUGCUCAACGAGCAUCGGCAAUUGAAUCGCUCGAAAAUGAAUGUAAAAAAAAACUGUUAGAAGCUAACCAUCGUUAUAACCAAGCAUUAGCUGCCGAGCAAAAGAUGAAUAGAGCUUCAGCAGAAGCCGAGAAUACAGAGGACAAAAUGGCAGAAGUAUACAACGCUAUCAAUGGAGAUUUCCUGACUGAGAAUCCUGAACCCGGAUUUAAUAGCGCUUUAGGUCCAGGAAAAAUAGCCAAAUCACUAUAUAAAGGAUUAACUCCAGCUAUGAAACAAGCAAUAUAUGAUGAACAAGCUAAUCAAAGAGUGGAACUUAGGUUACGAAAAGAGGCAUAUGAAAAACAAGAAAAAGACUGGUCUGAACUUGUAAAUAUGUUAGCCAGAUGUGGCUCGAUUAGUGAUGCAGAAAUGCAAGAAAAAAAAAAGAGCUUGGAAGAUAAAAUAAAAGAUUUCAAUUUAAAUCUAGCUUGUGAACAAAAAAAAGAACAAGAGUUUUUGAAUAAUGUUUUCUAUAAAAAUAAGACUUCAGAUGAAUUUUACGAACAAUUCAAUAAAACAACUCGAUAAUGAAUAGAUUGAGUAUAAUACAAUCACAACAACAACCCUUCGUAAACUACGUGUAAAAAUGGCUAAGUAAAAAAAAGUAUUAGAUCUUUAAGCAAUAUAAAGAUAUAAUAUCAUGAAUAAAUCAGGGACGUAUUCGAGGAGGCGAAGGAGGCGA
Molecule: messenger RNA, 1341 nt
Organism: Sipha flava (yellow sugarcane aphid)
Lineage: Eukaryota; Metazoa; Arthropoda; Insecta; Hemiptera; Aphididae
Product: RIB43A-like with coiled-coils protein 2
Source: RefSeq, a predicted model, not a curated record